Messenger RNA from Salvia splendens (bonfire salvia), 1078 nucleotides. RefSeq lists its product as uncharacterized. The coding region runs from base 468 to 881 and encodes 137 amino acids. The transcript is spliced from 2 exons. The record is from RefSeq and is a predicted model, not a curated record. Lineage: Eukaryota; Viridiplantae; Streptophyta; Magnoliopsida; Lamiales; Lamiaceae.
CACUUCCCACUUAACUACACAAAUUUUCUUCACUCUCUCUCUCUCUCUCUCUCUCUCAGCAGAGUCUCUUGGCCUCCCUUAGCUUGUUGGCUGCUACCUUCAGCCUUUGAAAUCUGGAUAAAAAAAUCCAAUCUUUUUUCCAAAUCUGAGUCCAUUUUGUGAAUCUCUAAUCGGUUUCUGCUGUUUAUUUGAUCUGGGCUUUCUCUCUCUCUCCCUGUUUCAGAUCAGUUUUUCAUCUAAUUCUCACUCACAGCAUACCAAGACUUCAUCUUUUUGUUUCCCUUUUACCGUUGAAACUAUUCAUGCAGGUUCAAAAUCUUAUCUUUUUAUUGGGUUUCUAAUUGGUGCAGUUUGUUUUUCUUGAAAAUUGUUUCUUUUAUUUAGGUUGCAGAUGGGUAUUCUUUCUUAUUGAGACAGCUUCAUUUGGUAUAACUAUCGUAAUUUUGCUCGAAUUGCUGAUUUCAAGAAUGGGUAGAGGGAGAGGAAAAGGGAAGAAACAAUCUGCACUUGCUGCUCGUGAUGACACUGGCAGCGGUGAGGAUGAGAAGCUGCCCGUGAGGAGAAGAGGGAGGCCGCAAAAACCAAUGAAAGACGACUUUGAGGAGGUGGACGAAGUUGAGAAGAAUGAGGAAGAAGACGAAGAUGGUGAGGAGGCGAAAAUUUUUGCGUUGAGCAAAAGCAGCAAGAACCAAGCUGCUAUAGAGAAUGGCAGGAAGAGGAAGAGGCCCUCACAGACUAAAGAAAGCGAUGAAUUAGUAAAGGAGGAGGAAGCCAAAAGUAAUGAUACUGUCCUAAUCAAGCCCGUUGGCUAUAGACAACACGGGAGCAGAAGGAAGAACAAGCCUAGACGGGCUGCUGAAGUUGGUGUCGAAUGCAAAUAAAUUUUGUAUUGGCAUAUCGAGAGGUGGAAUGGAGCCUUCUUUCUCGGAUGACAGGGCCUUCCCAAUAUUUGUUUUUGAGUUCAUGUGUUUUGCUAAUGCCUUGGAAUCAAUUGUUUUUGUUAAUGCAAAAGAGAUAUAACAAUUUUUGUGUUUAUAUUUGAUCCCAUUUUGAUAUAUUUGAUCCCAUUUUGAUUUAA